Molecule: messenger RNA, 2768 nt
Organism: Nematostella vectensis (starlet sea anemone)
Lineage: Eukaryota; Metazoa; Cnidaria; Anthozoa; Actiniaria; Edwardsiidae
Product: serine hydroxymethyltransferase, mitochondrial
Exons: 4
Coding region: 135-1556 (473 amino acids)
Biological process (GO): L-serine catabolic process; protein homotetramerization; folic acid metabolic process
Cellular component (GO): nucleus; cytosol; cytoplasm
Molecular function (GO): cobalt ion binding; mRNA regulatory element binding translation repressor activity; zinc ion binding
Source: RefSeq, a predicted model, not a curated record
GGGAUUCCUGUGGAACCACGUGACAUCUAGAAUUUGGCGCUAAUGCUUCGCGCCGGCCAUCGAUUCGAAUAAAUCGAUUAGACCACGUUCUCGACCUAAGUAAAAGGCUAAUAUAAUACUCUACUGUCAGCAGAAUGUCUAACAUGGAAGAGUUACUGGAUAGCGACUCCAUGAGUUUGCAGAAAUCCCUCGCGGAAACUGACCCGGUGAUGUAUGAGAUCUUGAAGAAGGAGAAACACCGGCAGAUUCAUGGACUGGAACUCAUCGCAUCUGAAAAUUUCACCAGCCAAGCGGUGAUGGAAGCCACGGGAUCGUGUAUGACUAAUAAAUACUCGGAGGGACAAGUUGGUCAGAGGUAUUAUGGCGGGAAUAAAUACGUGGAUGAGAUGGAGUCGUUGUGUAAGAGUCGAGCGCUUGAGCUCUUUAGAUUGGACCCAGAAAAAUGGGGUGUCAAUGUUCAGAUCUACUCAGGAUCCCCUGCAAACUUUGCCGUUUACACUGCCCUUCUUAAUCCUCACGACCGGAUCAUGGGUCUAGACCUCCCUGAUGGAGGCCAUCUGACGCAUGGCUUCAUGACAGACAAGAAGCGAAUCUCCGCAACAUCAAUCUACUUUGAAUCAAUGCCUUAUAAGACAAAUGCCCAGACUGGUUAUAUUGAUUAUGACCAGCUUGCUGAGAAUGCUCGCCUGUUCCGCCCCAAGCUCAUCAUUGCAGGGAUAAGUGCAUACCCUCGUCAUCUAGACUAUGCCAAAUUUAGGCAGAUCUGUGAUGAAGUAGGGGCAUACUUAUUGGCCGACAUGGCUCACAUUAGCGGCCUGGUCGCAUCUGAUGUUGUGCCUGGUCCAUUUGAGUAUGCCGAUGUUGUGACAACAACUACCCAUAAAUCCUUGCGUGGUCCUAGGGCCGGUAUGAUCUUUUAUCGCAAGGGUAUCAAAGGCUACAAGAAGAAUGGAGACCCCAUAAAGUAUGACUAUGGCUCCAAGAUUGACUUUGCCGUUUUCCCUGCCCUACAAGGUGGUCCCCACAAUCACCAGAUUGCAGGUCUUGCCGUGGCUCUCAAGCAAGCCAUGACACCUGAGUUCAAGGCUUAUGGACAGCAGAUACUGGGUAAUUGUAAGGCGAUGGCUGAAGUGUUCAUGGAGCGUGGAUACAAACUUGUGACCGACGGCACUGACAACCAUUUGGUCCUGAUGGACUUGAGGCCAAAAGGAAUUGGAGGAGCACAGGCUGAGAGAAUUUUAGAGGAGAUUUCCAUCACUGUGAACAAGAACACAUGCCCAGGCGACAAGAGUGCCUUGAAGCCAGGAGGGCUUCGCAUUGGGGCCCCCGCCCUCACUUCCCGCAAGUUCAAGGUUCAUGACUUCAAACAAGUUGCUGACUUUAUUGACCGCGGCAUCAAACUGGGGCUGGAAAUCCAGGAAGUUGCUGGUACUGACUUCAAGAAGUUCAUAGAAGCUCUUUCCAGUGAGAAGUUUUCAGAAAAAGUAGAAAGUCUGCGCAAAGAGGUUGAGAAGUUUUCUGGAAAGUUCCCUAUGCCAGGAAGAGACACCAUCUGAAUGGCUACAAAACAUUAUCUAAUAUCAGGUAGAAGCAGUAACAUCUAAUAUUGUGUGUGGUUCAUAAUGGAAGUAGGUGUAUGAUAUUCGCUAUAAUUGCUUAGAAAAAAUAUAUAUUAGGAAGUUUUCUUUAGCUCUGCAAUGUUAAAGAAUGUCUGCUAGACCACCAUUUUACUCUCCAGCAGAGUCAUGCAUAGCUAUAUUUCCAUCUGAUAACAGGCUUUUAGCAGCCGACAGUCAUGUAGCUGUUCUUUUACUCAGAGAAAAUGGAUGGACCUCUAGAUUCUAAGAGAAAACCAACUGACCAUGGCUGGAGAGCAACAAGCUUUUUACUUGAAUUCCUUGCAAAAUUGUGAAGGUGUUCCAACUUAGAUACAACCAUAUUCUGGGCUAGUUGACAUAGUUCUUUGGAAACAGGAAAAAUAUUUCAAACCAAUCUUUUUUGCUAAAAUUCAUGCUACACAGUACAACCUAGCUGAAAAAAGCCUUUUAAGUCAAGUACAUAACUGAGAUAUUGAGGAUCAAAUACUGUAUAUCAAAUAUCAGACUAUCAAUCGUGGAUGUUUUUUUGUGGUUAUUUUUAUCUCUUGCAAAUAGGCGAGACAAGACAAACAAUGACAGACAUUCUUUAAACAGCAGCUUUGCAGAGUAUUUCAGCCACUUAUCUAGCAGGAUAAUAAGGUAGUUCAGGUAUUUGAUUAUUUGUGCACUGCUGAGAACUACUGAUAGGGUUCUAUAGUUCAGCUAUACAUUCUUUUUUUUAUAAGAACCUUUUUAAUAAGAACGUCCAGCCUGAGGUUUUACGAAAUUUUAAGAACAUACUAAGAACAUACCGAGGCUCAGAUAGCAGGAAAAUUUUCUUUUUAGUCCUGAUGCAUUCUAAAAUGCAGAAUCAAAUUGUGCAACAACCUUAUUAUUGCUAUUGAUCAUUACCUAGUUCGACUCUUUUUCUAAUGAUUUAUUGGGUAUUCUUAUACACACUAACAUUUAAGAACAUUGUUAAGAACAUAUCCAGCCUUAAAAUGUCCCAAAAAAAGAACAUCCCAGCCUUAACUGAAAAUUAGACGUUUUUAUAAAAAAAAAGAGUGUACUGAACUUAAAAUGAUAGAUUUGUGUGCUGUUAAGCCUGUGUUGACUUUACAUUGGACUAAUUAAUAUUUAUUAGUAUUGCAAGUGUACAACACGGUCCAAUUAAAUUAAUGUUACCUGUUA